AUGAUAGCAACGGCAUAUUUGUACCUGUCGUGGAAAGACAAUCAUAUAACAUGGACGCCUGAUAGUUAUGGCGGAAUCAAUCACAUUUACAUUCCGCAAAAUGACAUCUGGAAACCGGAUAUCGCUCUCGCCAAUGGAUAUUCAAAGAUGACAGUAUUAGGAGAUAACUUUAUACUAACGAGAAUAUCGCAUGAAGGUUUAGUGGAAUGGCUUCCAUAUGAAGUCUUCGAGACGAAAUGUUCCAUAGACAUUUCAGAGUUUCCUUUUGAUGUACAAACUUGCAAUAUCACAUUUGGUGUGUGGACGAGUAGUAUGGAAGCUAUUGAUAUUGAUUUCAUAGUUGGGAAGAACACUAUCGAUUUGGAAUCGUACCAGGAAAACAGCAAAUGGGACCUUGUGUCAACCGCGGCUGAUACUCUUGCAUUGUAUGUAGAGGGAACCAUGGCAACAUUUUCGUUUACUUUUCGGAGGCGAUCAGAAUAUUAUAUGUACAACAUUGUUGUUCCAGUGAUGCUCUUGUCCUUUUUGGCAGUAUUUACAUUUGUUCUGCCUAUUGAAAGCGGCGAGAAAAUGGGAUUCUGUAUGACUGUGUACUUAGCAUUUGCUGUUUUCCUUACCAUAGUCGGUGAAUCCCUGCCUGUAAGCUCAACCCAAUCCUUACUGAGCAAAUAUCUAUUUGUUCUUAUGAUGAUGGGAACAGUCAUAAUCAUAUUGACAACGAUCGAAUUACGGAUCAGCUACAGGCAUACAUCUUCACACGAAAUCCCAUUGCUUCUGAUAGGCCUUGUACAUAUCAGCCGAAGAAUUCAGUGCAGACAUCUUGAUAAGGUUUCAGAUCUUGACAAAGGUUCUGAAAAAAUGGCACGUGAUGAAAAUGAAGAACUCCCAACAGAACACAACUUGUGUGGAUCGUUAUUUAUAGAAACUUCUUGGUCCGAUGUGACGGCGGCUGUUGAUUUCUUUUCUUUCUGGAUCUUCCUAGCAAUAAAUACUAUUGCUACUUCCGUGAUUUUCACCAGGGGAUGA
Molecule: messenger RNA, 1026 nt
Organism: Ylistrum balloti
Lineage: Eukaryota; Metazoa; Mollusca; Bivalvia; Pectinida; Pectinidae
Product: neuronal acetylcholine receptor subunit alpha-6-like
Exons: 1
Coding region: 1-1026 (341 amino acids)
Biological process (GO): chemical synaptic transmission; monoatomic ion transmembrane transport; regulation of membrane potential
Cellular component (GO): neuron projection; membrane; synapse
Molecular function (GO): transmembrane signaling receptor activity; extracellular ligand-gated monoatomic ion channel activity; neurotransmitter receptor activity
Source: RefSeq, a predicted model, not a curated record